This is a messenger RNA of Haemorhous mexicanus (house finch), 948 nucleotides long. RefSeq names its product collagen alpha-1(I) chain-like. The transcript has 2 exons. Lineage: Eukaryota; Metazoa; Chordata; Aves; Passeriformes; Fringillidae. Bases 1 to 948 code for a protein of 315 amino acids. The record is from RefSeq and is a predicted model, not a curated record.
AUGGACACUGAGGGGCAGCUCCGUCCGUGUGGCACCCGGGGACAUCCUGUCCCUGAACCUGCCGGGACACCCAGGUCCUCUGGGGAAUGGGGGCGGGGAGGUCCCGGGAGGAUUGGGGUGCUCCCGGGAAUGGGGUUGCUCUGGGAAUGGGGGUGUUCCCGGGAAUGGGGGUGUUCCUGGGAAUGGGGUGCUCUGGGAGAACAGGCACAUUCCUAUGGGAAUGGGAAUGCUUUGGGAAUGGGGGUGUUCUGGGAAUGGGGGUGUUCCUGGGAAUGGGGGUGUUCCUGGGAAUGGGGGUGUUCCCAGGAAUGGGGUACUCUGGGAAUGGGGGUGCUCUGGGAGUGGAGUGCUUUGGGAAUGGGGGUGUUCCCGGGAAUGGGGGUGCUCUGGGAAUGGGGGUGCUCUGGGAAUGAGGGUGCUCUGGGAAUGGAGUGCUUUGGGAAUGGGGUGCCCCGGGAAUGGGGGUGCCCCGGGAAUGGAGUGCUCUGGGAAUGGGGGUGCCCCGGGAAUGGGGGUGCCCCGGGAAUGGGGGUGCCCCGGGAAUGGGGGUGCCCUGGGAGGACAGGGCUGUUCUGGAGGGAAUGGGGCUGCUGCUCUUGGGGGGCUGCUCAAGCUGCUCCCCGGAGGGGGGGGUGGCACAGUGACCUGGGGUCACACAUUCCUGUCCCACCGGGCCGUGGGGUGACAGCUCUGGGGGGUGACAGGGAUGUCACACGUGUCCCCUCAUGUCCGUGUGGGCACCCACUGAGCCUGUGGGGACACGACGUGGGGGUGUCCCCGAGGGUGCAGCGGGGGACAGGUCUGGGACAGGCAGCAGUGGGCCACAGGACCCCAACCUUUCCACUGCCCCCCACAUUUGGGGACAUCUCCCUAUGGCCAGCUCCUGCCGGGCUGUGGGUGACACAGGCUGGGACAAGGUGCCAGGGGAGGGGACAAUGCUCACGCUGA